AUGCGCCCGUCACUAGCAACAGCCGGAGCCGCGGCUCUCGUGGGAACAGCCCUCGCCCAGUCCGACUCGGUCUCCAUCAAGGACGCCGACACUGGCUUCACAUGGUCCAGCUUCACCAUCGACGAGGGCCUGACCUUCCGCAUUGCCGUACCCAGCCCGGCCCCUGCCAACGCCUCCUUUGAUGCGGUCUUCCAGCUCAUCGCGCCCAAGACCAUCGGCUGGGCGGGUCUCGCUUGGGGUGGCGGCAUGACCUACAACCCGCUCGCCAUCAUGUGGCCCAACGGCAACGACGUCGUCCUGACGUCCCGCAUGGCAUACGGCUACUACACGCCUCCUCCCUACCCGGAUGCGACCUACACCCUGCUCAAGAAGGCGUCCCACGUCAACGCCACCCACAUGCAGGUCACGGCCAAGUGCACAGGGUGCACCCGCUGGGGCGACGAUGACAUCGGCAUCACGCAGAUGGACCCCACCAACCAGAACUUCAUGGCCUUUGCCUACUCCAACGUCCCCGUCGACGAACCCGCCAACCCAGACAGCACCUUUGGUAUCCAUGACCUGAUCGGCCACUGGGUCGAGGAUCUGAGCCAGGGCGCGAACCCAGACUUUGCCGCCCUCGUGGCCAAGAACCUCGGGGACAGUGCCGGAACCCCGGCCCCAACAAGCUCUCCCGCUCCUGCCCCCACUGCUAGCAGCAGCAGCUCCGCGCCGACGACCUCGACGACCUCGACGACCUCGACGACCUCGACUGCUUCGGGGACUACGAAGCCGACUGGCGAGGCAUGCCCGGCCAAGAAGACCAAGAAGAGAAAGGUUCAGCGUCAGUUCUAG
Messenger RNA from Thyridium curvatum, 831 nucleotides. RefSeq lists its product as uncharacterized. The record is from RefSeq and is a predicted model, not a curated record. The transcript has 3 exons. NCBI's taxonomy places the organism in Eukaryota, Fungi, Ascomycota, Sordariomycetes, Thyridiales, Thyridiaceae. The coding region runs from base 1 to 831 and encodes 276 amino acids.